CUCCUGGGAUGUCAAGCGUCAAGACGUUCAAUCUUCAUGAAUCUCACGUCCACAACUCACCCCGGUCCCUUGCAGACCCUCGCAUGACACAUCGAGGUCAUAAACAGCCCCAAUGGCUUCGAGCCUGCCUAUACCCGCUCCUCCGCGGACCCCCACGCCCCCUACUCCUAUCGAAGAUGAAGACGCUGCUCUACGACUUCCUCGAACCUUGCACUUGACAACCUCCUUCGACCCGGACUCGUUGUCUCCAAUGAAAGAGUUCUUCCCAGCAAGUGCGCGCUUCGGAACAAUGAACUCGUCGAUAGAUUCACCUGCCCGUGCGACCAGUCCAGCGUUGAGCGAGGGGCCUACUCUCGGAGGAGCACGCAAUCCUUUCAACUUCCAGACACAGACUAUCAAAGAUACUCCUGUGAUUGCUAAGUCCAAUAUUGGCCAACGACGAGGACAUCGCUACAAGCAUAGUAGUGUAUCGACCCAACAUCAAAUCUUCCUCGAACCUCCCCCUCGAGCCCCAUUAGCCCUGCCUGCCUCGUUACCAAUACCAACUUUCCGCGAAGCAUGGACCUCGAUGUCCCGCGAUCAGACGACUCGAAUAUGCUGGUGCCUCUGCCAUUGCCUUAUAUCUGCCUAUGUCCUCUACUCCGCCGCCGGCAGCUUGGCCUUGACCGCCCUCUCACACCUCAUAUUCUUCGACGCCAUAUCAGCCACAAUCUGUGUCGUGGUAGAUGUAUUCCACAAUUUCGAAGUUUGGAAGCGGUCUUCGAUUCGGCAUCCAUUUGGGCUUGAACGGUCUGAAGUACUGGCAGGCUUUGCCAUGUCCGUGUUUCUACUCUUCAUGGGUUUCGACCUUAUUUCGCACAAUUUAAAACACGUUCUUGAGUCCACAGGUUCGCAUGCGCCGCACCACCCACACUCGCACCAACGCGUAUCACCGGGAAGUGUUGAUUCAGCUGCUCUAUUAUCCAUAGUAGCGACGCUCAUUUCGGCGCUCGGUCUCAAAAACCACGCACGAAUAGGAAGAGUAAUGCGCUUCGCCUACCUCUCACAUCUUCCAUCUGUCCUCUCAAACCCCUCACAUUUCCUAACCCUCUCGUGCAGCACCAUCAUGCUCCUCUUGCCCCUCUUGACAAUAACGAUGUUUAUCUGGCUCGACCGGCUUCUCUGUACCAUUAUCGCGCUCUCUAUGUUUCUGCUCGGAAUCCGACUCGCCAUCGCCCAAGGCCUCAUGCUUCUCAUGUCGUAUUCCGGCAAAGGCGUGGGCGAGGUUAUGCGCGAGGUAGCGAGUGAUCCGAUGGUGGUGGCAGUCGAAGAAGCUAGGUUCUGGCAGGUGCAUUAUGGACUUUGCAUGGCGAACUUGAAGCUCCGUGUUCGAGGAGCAAUCGCGGGUCCGAAUGAGGAGAUAGCCGUGGCGAAGCUGAGGGAACGGAUAUGUUUGUUAGUGAGAAAUAGACUUGGGGGUGGUUAUGGGAAGGGGGCCGGGUUAAAAUGGGAGGUUACGGUACAGUUUAGUGGGGAGGGGAAAUGAUGCUUUUGGGACUAACUUCAUUUCUUGUGUACUAUGUAUACUGGGGAAUAGGGACUGUUCGUGCUUCACCUGCAUGUAGAGUAUGGCGGCGUUUAACGGACCCGGAAACUGAAGGGGCAAUAUACCAUAUACUUGUCAUGCGCUCACGCUAUUCUAGACCGGAAGCAUAUGAAUAUGAC
Messenger RNA from Amorphotheca resinae ATCC 22711, 1704 nucleotides. RefSeq lists its product as hypothetical. Gene Ontology annotation, cellular component: membrane; Golgi apparatus. The record is from RefSeq and is a predicted model, not a curated record. Gene Ontology annotation, molecular function: zinc ion transmembrane transporter activity. The coding region runs from base 113 to 1525 and encodes 470 amino acids. Gene Ontology annotation, biological process: intracellular zinc ion homeostasis; zinc ion transport; transmembrane transport. The transcript has 2 exons. NCBI's taxonomy places the organism in Eukaryota, Fungi, Ascomycota, Leotiomycetes, Helotiales, Amorphothecaceae.